AUGGGUGCUUACUAUAUCCUCCUUAGCGUUGAGGUCUCACCGGAUGUGAACGAAGAGUUUCAGAAGUUGAAGGAUCACAGCUUGACAUUCAUCAUCUGUAAUCUCAACAAAGAAUUAAAAGAAAUUGUAGUUGAGAAAUCCGGCACUGAGUCGGACUGGGAUGGUUUCGUGGCGGAACUUCCGGAGACCGAAUGUCGAUGGGCUAUAUACGACUUCAGCUUCGAAGAAGAGGGUGGGGGUAAAAGGAACAAGAUUGUCUUUAUCUCCUGGACCCCUGACUCAGCUAAGAUUAAGCAAAAAAUGAUUUUCACCUCAUCUAAGGCUGUAUUAAGGCGCGGCCUUGUCGGCAUUGCAUCUGAGAUUCAAGCUACAGAACGGUCCGAAGUUUCCUAUCAGUCUGUUAUCGAGAAGGUUAGUAAAGGCAGGCAGGCGGGCAGUUACUAG
Messenger RNA from Fusarium sp. VM40, 444 nucleotides. The record is from the annotation of a GenBank genome assembly. Lineage: Eukaryota; Fungi; Ascomycota; Sordariomycetes; Hypocreales; Nectriaceae.